Molecule: messenger RNA, 840 nt
Organism: Cloeon dipterum
Lineage: Eukaryota; Metazoa; Arthropoda; Insecta; Ephemeroptera; Baetidae
Exons: 4
Coding region: 40-489 (149 amino acids)
Cellular component (GO): membrane
Source: RefSeq, a predicted model, not a curated record
UGGAGUCCGUGCCUAUCUGAAAGCCAAUUUAGCCUGGCAAUGGUUUGCAAAAAUUGUAUUGUGGUUUUCUUCACUAUUCUCACCACCGUCAAUGGAUUAAUUCUAUUUGGCGUCGGAGUAGCCGGGAUUACAAAGGAGAAGCCGGACACUGCUCCAGAGUUUGUGUUGAUAGUUCUUGGAGUUACCGUAUUCGCAAUAUCCUUCCUCGGCACUUAUGGUGCGAUCAAAGACUCUGAGUUCAAGCUCAACUCGUUUGGGUCAGCCAUGAUGGUAAUAUCCUUUUUCCAAAUCAUUACUGCAAUCGUGCUGUUUACGAGGAAGGACGGCCUAGGAACUGCGGCAAUUACGCUGUUCACUGCAGUAAUUCAGGUUGUUGGUGCUGUUCUGGCCUUCGUCGUGGCAAUUAAAGGGGAAAUCAAAAUAUGCCACUUUGAUUCCGGACCUGUUGAAACCCGGCCCAAUGAAACCAGGCCCAGUAACACUGCAUGAUGAAAAACCAAAAAAUAGUCAUUUUGGGGCAAAAUGGUUAAUUUAACCAUAGUUUAACGCAGACCCACCGUGUUUUUCGGAACCUUGUCUAAUUCAUUGCUUCAAGAUGACGUUAAUAAAGAAGUUUCGCUUGCUAUGACAGUUUUAAAAGUACUGCCAUUUAUUAAUCCAGCAUGUAUCAAGAAAAAAUGCCAUUCUCUGUGUUCUACGUAUCGCUUGCUAAAUCUGUUUCGCAUAAUCAUAACUAUCUAGAUUGAUAGGUUUAAAAUAAUUGCAACUCUACUGCUUUGGGAGCACAGGUGUAAUAUCUCAUAUUUUAUUUGGUAACCAAUAAAACGCUAUUGCUUCAUA